AUCGGUUUGAUGAGCUACCUGGUGUAGAUUAUGUCAGAGUCACAAUGAACUUGCAUAAUAACAAUACAACUUUGCCAUUGUUGCCAAACAUCAGCUCUUUCUGGACACCUGGCUCCCCAGAUGCAGGGCUGCCCCCAGGAACAGCCACUCAUUUUGGCAGUUACAACAUUUCUGGAGCAGCUGGGAAUUUCUCUCCGCCAAAUGGCACCAUCAGUGACCCUCUGGGAGGUCAUACCAUCUGGCAGGUGGUCUUCAUUGCAUUCUUAACAGGUGUCCUGGCCCUGGUGACCAUCAUUGGCAAUAUCCUAGUGAUAGUGGCAUUUAAGGUCAACAAGCAGCUGAAGACUGUCAAUAACUACUUCCUCUUAAGCCUGGCCUGUGCUGAUCUGAUUAUUGGGGUCAUUUCAAUGAAUCUGUUUACUACCUACAUCAUUAUGAAUCGAUGGGCUCUAGGGAACCUGGCCUGUGACCUCUGGCUUUCCAUUGACUAUGUGGCUAGCAACGCCUCGGUUAUGAAUCUCCUGGUGAUUAGCUUUGACAGGUACUUUUCCAUCACAAGGCCACUCACAUACCGGGCCAAAAGAACAACCAAAAGGGCUGGCAUGAUGAUAGGUCUGGCUUGGGUCAUAUCCUUCAUCCUGUGGGCUCCGGCCAUCUUGUUCUGGCAGUACUUUGUUGGGAAGAGAACUGUGCCCCCAGGAGAAUGCUUCAUUCAGUUUCUCAGUGAGCCCACCAUUACCUUUGGCACGGCCAUCGCUGCCUUUUAUAUGCCUGUCACCAUUAUGACUAUUUUAUACUGGAGGAUCUAUAAGGAAACCGAAAAACGUACCAAAGAGCUGGCUGGACUGCAAGCCUCUGGGACAGAAGCAGAGGCAGAAAACUUUGUCCAAACCACAGGCAGUUCUCGAAGCUGCAGCAGCUAUGAACUGCAACAACAAAGCGUGAAGCGCUCAGCCGGGAGGAAGUACGGCUGCUGCGACUUCUGGUUCCCAGCCAAGCCCUGGAAGCCCAGUGCCGAGCACAUAGACCAAGACCACAGCAGCAGCGACAGCUGGAACAACAACGACGCUGCCGCCUCCCUGGAGAACUCGGCGUCCUCUGAUGAGGACGACAUUGGCUCAGAGACCAGAGCCAUCUACUCCAUCGUGCUCAAGCUUCCAGGUCACAGCACCAUCCUAAACUCCACCAAGUUACCCUCAUCAGACAGCCUGAAGGUGCCCGAUGAAGAGCCGGGGACAGCGGACUUGGAGAGGACAGCCAGCAAGCUGCAGGCCCAGAAGAGCACAGAUGACGGAGGCGGAUUUCAAGAAAGUUUCUCCAGGCUUCCCAUCCAGUUAGAGUCGGCCGUGGACACAGCCAAGACCUCUGACACCAACUCGUCAGUGGAUAAGACCACGGCCACUCGGCCUCUGUCCUCCAAGGAAGCCACUCUGGCCAAGAGGUUUGCCCUGAAGACCAGAAGCCAGAUCACCAAGCGGAAACGGAUGUCGCUCAUCAAGGAGAGGAAGGCGGCGCAGACGCUCAGCGCCAUCCUGCUCGCCUUCAUCGUCACCUGGACGCCCUACAACAUCAUGGUCCUGGUGAACACCUUCUGCAACAGCUGCAUUCCCAAGACCUACUGGAACCUGGGCUACUGGCUCUGCUACAUCAACAGCACCGUGAACCCCGUGUGCUAUGCCCUGUGCAACAAGACCUUCCGGACCACCUUCAAGGCGCUGCUGCUGUGCCAGGGCGGCCGGCGGAGGCGGCGCCGGCAGCAGCUCCAGCAGAGACAGUCGGUGACCUUCCCCCGGCGCGUGCCCGGGCAGGACUUGUAG
Miniopterus natalensis is the source of this 1817-nucleotide messenger RNA. It is a transcript of the gene CHRM3, whose product is annotated as cholinergic receptor muscarinic 3. Gene Ontology annotation, cellular component: synapse; dendrite; plasma membrane. Gene Ontology annotation, molecular function: G protein-coupled acetylcholine receptor activity; G protein-coupled serotonin receptor activity. Gene Ontology annotation, biological process: positive regulation of smooth muscle contraction; chemical synaptic transmission; saliva secretion. NCBI's taxonomy places the organism in Eukaryota, Metazoa, Chordata, Mammalia, Chiroptera, Miniopteridae. The record is from RefSeq and is a predicted model, not a curated record.